UCUCACUAAGGCCACAACUGAAGUUUUUAAAGUCACCUUGGUCAGUCAGCAGCCUAAGGGCAAGGCCAGUCGAUGCCUUAAAACUGGCUCUGCGACGAAAAGCCCUGUCCACAGUGCCGAUCUACCCGUCCCCUUUGUCUAUUGUCUGGUAUAGGGGUAGUCAGCCAGUGGGUUGGACUACCUGGUGUGAGGCAAGAGGUGGGGGGCAGAGGAUGGCAGAGAGAAGUUAGACACCUAUACUGCAAACUCUGCUGGUCAGUCUCAGUCAUGAACAUUGCCUUAUACAGAAAAGAGUAAGACAGGUACUGUGAGGAGAAGUAAAACAGGGCAGAAUGGUGAGGUGCUGGAAGCAUUCAGAAGCCGGUCUGGAGGACCCACAGUGCAUGCACUGUGGUCCCAUCAGCUCCUCCAGGGUUCCUCACAAAGUUCUUUGGUGCAGUCUGGCUGCCAUGCUGCUCAUUGUUAUCAUUGCUCUCAGUGUGACGGCACAUCUAGGGCUUCAGCAUAAGACACAAUCUUCACUGCAGGUCGUCAGAAUUCCCGAUCACAUGGGUGACUUGAUCAAUCAGUCGGCUCUGAUUGACAAGCACAACAAUGUAGUGACCUACUCUGUGACUUCCCAUGUCAACUAUACCUCUACAGUGAUUUUUGACAUGAGACAUGGGUUGGUAUGCUAUAAACCUGACAACCAGGACAGCUGCUUUCUUCGCCGGAUGGAAAGUUUGGAUUACGAGAAUGUGCAAUCUCAACUAAACAAGUCAGAGCAACAGGUCCGUCAGGUCUGGGUGGUGGGAAAUCAGACUGAAAAACACACAGAGUUUUUGGGAGUGCUGCCCAGCAGUCGUGUUGAAGCUUCCACCCUUCAAGAACCUCUUCAGUCCCUCUGUCAGCAGGCCUCUGUGUACUGGACUAGACGAUCUGAUGGUCCCGGGAAACAAAGACUUAUUUACUUCUGCAUCGACAUCUGCUUUCCCAGCAACAUUUGUGUUUCUGUGUGUUUCUACUACCUGCCAGAGUGAAAUUCCACUGACGGUGUACCAGCAUACGCCAGGGA
Molecule: messenger RNA, 1054 nt
Organism: Megalobrama amblycephala (Wuchang bream)
Lineage: Eukaryota; Metazoa; Chordata; Actinopteri; Cypriniformes; Xenocyprididae
Gene: bricd5
Product: BRICHOS domain containing 5
Exons: 6
Coding region: 333-1019 (228 amino acids)
Biological process (GO): regulation of cell population proliferation
Source: RefSeq, a predicted model, not a curated record